AUUAAUGGCUCCGCCUCCGGCAGACAUAUUGCUGAACUUACUGGAGCAAAUUCUUGAACAUAAGCAGAAAGAAAGGCGCUCAAAGUUGUCAACAGUUCGAAUUCACACCAUCAUACGCCUGAACCACAUGGAGAACCUAAUGGAGCCGUCCGCCAGUCCGGCGAAGGAUAACAACUACCGGAUGAACCGCUACAAGAACAAAGCUCUGAACCCUGAGGAGAUGCGCCGCAGGAGAGAGGAAGAGGGCAUCCAGCUCAGGAAACAAAAACGAGAGCAACAGCUCUGCAAACGAAGGAACGUGGACGUCCUCACUGAAGAGGAAGCCAUGCUGGAGAGUCCUCUUGUGGAAUCGCAACUCAGUUUACCAGUCACAGAGGGAGUCAUCACCAGAGAUAUGGUCGAGACGCUGUUUUCAGAAGACCCCGAGCUUCAACUCGCCACCACGCAAAAGUUCAGGAAACUUCUCUCCAAAGAGCCCAACCCGCCUAUAGAUGAGGUUAUAAGCACAAGCGGUGUCGUGGAGAGGUUUGUGGAGUUCCUUAAGAUGAGCAGCAACUGCACACUACAGUUCGAAGCCGCUUGGGCUCUGACCAACAUCGCGUCGGGCACGUCCAUGCAGACCAAGACUGUGAUUGAAGCUGGAGCUGUGCCCAUCUUUAUUGAGCUUCUUAAUUCAGACUUUGAGGAUGUGCAGGAGCAGGCUGUGUGGGCUCUGGGGAAUAUUGCAGGAGACAGUGCCUUGUGCAGGGACUAUGUGUUGAACUGCAACAUCCUUCCUCCACUAUUAACGCUCCUGACUAAGUCCACUCGACUGACCAUGAUCAGGAAUGCUGUGUGGGCCCUGUCGAAUCUCUGUAGAGGAAAAAACCCUCCGCCCUCCUUUGAAAAGGUGUCGCCCUGUCUCCCGGUACUCUCCAGACUUCUAUUUAGCAGCGACUCAGACCUACUGGCAGACGCCUGCUGGGCUCUGUCCUACCUCUCCGACGGACCCAACGACAAAAUCCAGGCUGUAAUUGACUCCGGAGUCUGCAGGCGUCUCAUCGAGCUGCUCAUGCACACAGACUACAAGGUGGUCUCUCCUGCCUUGAGAGCUGUCGGGAACAUCGUGACAGGAGAUGACAUCCAGACGCAGGUGGUGUUGAACUGCUCCGCCCUGCCUUGUCUUCUACACCUACUGAGCAGUGCCAAAGAGUCCAUUCGCAAAGAAGCGUGCUGGACCAUCUCCAACAUCACGGCCGGAAACCGAGCGCAGAUACAGACAGUUAUCGACGCGAACAUCUUCCCGGUGCUGAUUGAAAUUCUACAAAAAGCAGAGUUCAGGACCAGGAAAGAGGCCGCCUGGGCCAUCUCCAAUGCCACCUCUGGAGGAACGCCAGAACAGAUCAGAUAUCUGGUGAACCUGGGAUGCAUCAAGCCACUGUGCGAUCUGCUCACGGUGAUGGACUCCAAGAUCGUCCAAGUGGCCCUCAACGGCCUGGAGAACAUCCUGCGGCUGGGCGAACAGGAAGCCAAGCAGGAGAACCAUGGCACGGGCAUCAAUCCGUACUGCAGCCUCAUCGAAGAAGCUUACGGUCUGGACAAGAUUGAGUUCCUCCAGAGUCACGAGAAUCAGGAGAUCUACCAGAAGGCCUUCGACCUGAUCGAGCACUACUUUGGGGUGGAGGACGAGGACAGCAGCCUGGCCCCACAAGUGGACCAGGACAACCAGCAGUUCCUCUUCCCUCAGCAGGAGGCGCCCAUGGAGGGCUUCCAACUAUAAGGCUAAGGUUUUUCUCUUCCAUUGGAUUGGGGAGUAGUGUGGGGAGGGGGGGCGUUCUUGACUUCAUACCCCUGUUCUCUGUCACCGGGCGAAUACGCCUUUCUGCCACUCGCUGUGGAGGUCCCUCCAUGGCCUUCUUGAUUAUUUGGAAACUUUGUCAUUUUCAUUCCGAUUUUGGAACAAAGCCCUCUACCCCCUUGAUGUUAGCCUGACAUCCCUGACAGCGCGAUUAAAUCUCAACAAAUAUAGUUUCCCUUUUACGUUCUCCCCCCAACAAAUAAUUUUCUUUCAAGGAAAGCACUUGUCAGAGAGGUUGAGGGAAGGAAUUGAUUUAAUCCACUGUGGGAGGGCCUUUCAGAGUCGAAUCACAAACAGUGUGUGGGUGGUUUUUUUUUUUUGUAAUUAGCGGGCAAGAGCAAAUAUCAAAAGGGUGAAACCAUGUGUUCAACAGUAAAUUCCGGGUUCCUACUGGUGGUUCAAUGGAUGUUCAAAAUGCUCGACGUUAUUAAUAAGGAUGACUUUUGAAUUGUGAGGUGAUCUAACAUGGAAAAAUCUGGUCGUAGUGGCUGCAAGUAAAUGCGCAUCUGUAUACGGUAUUUAGAUGAGCGGCUUUUGACAGUACGGUGAGAAUUUUGAGCUCUGCUUCUCAGCUGCAUGUGGUCGAAUUGGUUUUGUGGCUGUCUGCCCAUCUCGGGCCUCACUCGCAUAGCAGGAAGCAGUCAUGCUCAUGUAGUGGUUCUGUCACAUACUAUAUCGUGCUCGUGGAUGUAUAGCUUUUUAUAGGCGCUGAAGCCCGUGCCAUCAAUUGCAACAGAUUUGCAUGGUUCUAGUGUAGCGACGCUGUUACGUAGCCCCAGGAUGCUUCUCUGAAACAGAACAGCGUUCCAACUUUAGUCCCAUUGGGUUUUUUGUUUUGUUUUUUGUUCUUUUUUGGGGGCGUUGAUUAUUAACGUAUUUGUUUGCACGCACACACUUGCACACGACAACUGCAGACACUACACAUAACAGAUGACUGGCUAGUUGCAAGCUAACAAAAAGUUUCCAUUGUCUGGCAAUUUUGAUAUUCACUUGCCAAAAUAUCAGCUGAAUUAAUGCAAAAUGACACAACUUUUCCUUAAAGUAUUUAUACACUUGUACAAAAGGGCAUCAAUUCAAUGGGAAAAAUGAUUUACUUUUUUCCAUUGUUACACUUUUUUGGGUAAUAAUUUGUGACUACACUUAAUGAAUACAUUUUUUUUUCUUUUCAGAAUGGCCCUAAUACUCCUUCACACAAGAAGCACAAUGUAUGGGGAUAUAUAAUUUGGGCUAAAUAAUUUUUUUGGGGGGGGGCAAUUAUCUGUAUCCUAGUGCAAAUUUACUUUAGGGGUCCCCGACAUGACCACUUUCACCACACAACCUGAAAUUGGUUCAACGUGUCUACCCGAAUAAAGACCCACGAUGAAAUUGAACAUUUGGUUUUGAAGCAGCCAUUUGGGGUGAAUCUCAGGCCUUGUAUUAUGACCCCUACGAGGGUAUCUGCCUGAAUAAGCCCCAAUUGGAAGCUGGAUGGACGAGCCCAAAUUGCCAAAUCCAUCCAUCGUCCGAUAUUUUUUGCAAUUGACGCCACGGCCAAAAGGUAGUUGUGCUGUAAUUUAGAGUGGCAAAAUGCUUUCUGUAAUUGAAGCUCCUCAACUCACUUUUUUUGUUGUUGCAAUAUUAUGACUUAAUUCUUCAAACAUUUAACACCGAUAAUACCGCAAGACACAAAAGGACAUAUGAAAACUUUUCAUUUAGCCAUUGCUUAUAGCCACUGUGACGUUUGGAUGGUUUUAAAUGAGUGGCGUAAAUGCUGACGCGGGUGGUCCGGCAUGCAGGCUUGUAUGGCGCAGAAGUCGCGUUGGUAUCGUGUGAUGUUUUGACUGAGCGGCACUGUGUGAAGAGAGAGCUCGCGCGACUCUGACUUCCUUCCCCCGCCAGAGUCCCGGAGCACGUGUGUUCUGUGGACGGACUAGGACGACUCUCCUAUGCUCGUGAUUUGUCUUUUCAUUGACAACAGCACCACUCAAUCGCACUCUAGUUGACAUGCUCUCCACAGAGCAUGUGUGCUCUUUAAAAAAAUGUCUAGAAUAAUAAUAUUUAUAUACUGUACAACAGGAGUGGGAAACUUCAUGCCCUAAAUAAAAUAAUCACCCUGGAAAACGGGUCCCCCCCCCCCGUUGUAGGAGAUGAAAGCACAUCACUACUUGAGCAUCAACAUCUUACUGUAUAUCCUCUACAUCGCAAUCAUGUGGAGUUGGAUAUUGAGUCUUUGAAAAGGAAAAAAAAAAAAACAGGAAGAUGAAUUCCGUAAUACUGCACUCCUAUUCACAAAAGUGCCAAUCCGACCAACAAUCUUUGACCUCUAGAUUACUUUUUUCUUUAUAUAUAUAUAUAUAUAUAUAUAUAAUCUUUUAUCCACUUGAAUGUGCACACAUACUGUGCAAAAAACAUUGCUGCUCUAUUAUUUUCCUUACCUUUUUUAAGUUAUUUUGCCAUUUGUUAGAAAAAAAAAGAGGUGGCUUUCUUUUCUGUGGGCGCCUGAUUAAGAUGUGUCUCUAUGUGGUCUUGAUGCAUUGAACUUCUCUCUCCAGCUACUCUGCCCCCUUAUUAGUCUACUAACGGGGUUUGCUCUACGUUUAUUCAAGCUGCGGAAAAUCACUUUCAUGUGGCUAUUUGUAGAGUAGAUGUAUAGUGUCCAUUGGACAAUUUCAGGUACUGACCUUUGUUUACCAAAGUUCCUCUCCUGAAAUCGAAGGCUGUAAUGUUUCCGUUCAAAAUCCCUCUCUUGUCAUUGAUGGAUUCCCAUUCACUGUCAAGGGAGUCGAUUGAUCAAGUGAACACCAACCCGCGAGACUGCAAUAAAUGUCCCCCC
Messenger RNA from Hippocampus comes (tiger tail seahorse), 4649 nucleotides. RefSeq names its product importin subunit alpha-7. The record is from RefSeq and is a predicted model, not a curated record. Gene Ontology annotation, biological process: protein import into nucleus. Lineage: Eukaryota; Metazoa; Chordata; Actinopteri; Syngnathiformes; Syngnathidae. The coding region runs from base 5 to 1759 and encodes 584 amino acids. Gene Ontology annotation, molecular function: protein binding; nuclear import signal receptor activity. The transcript is spliced from 14 exons.